AUGCCAGCCAAGAAAUUCCAUUGAAAAGCUAAUAAUAGAAGAGCACAGCCGCAGAGUGAACGUAAAAUUUUGUUAAAUCAAAUGUUUCUAACAGCUAAAUGGAGUACUAUGUCGUUCUUGAUGAUAUCAUAUGUGACCGGGUUAGGCUUCAUCAUCACGCCAGCUUUAAGAUUACUCAAGGGAGGUGAGCGCGUGCUGCCUUUGAAGACAUAUAUACCAUAUUCCGUGUCAAAUCUACUUCCAUAUUUAGCUACGUAUCUGCAGCAAUUUUUGGUGGUAUUUUACGCAAUAAUGCUUAACGUUAAUUUCGAUUGUCUCGUUUAUGGUUUCACGAUUCAAGCCUGCGCACAAAUCGAUCUGAUGUGCUCCCGCUUGACAGACAGUUUGAAGAAUAUUGGCGAUAUUUCUUCCGGACGAAAGCCGGAAACAAACGCCUCAAUCAUGGAAUGUGUCAAACAUCAUUUGCUCGUGAGCAUUCUGAAGAAACUACUCAGCUUUGAGUUUCUUUCAAUGUUCCUGUAUCUGAGUGGUAUGCUGCUUCAACUGUUUUAUUACUGCUGGUACGGAAAUGAGCUUGAAUUGAAGAGUAAAGACAUUGCGACCACUGUUUAUUCCUGCGACUGGACCAUGGCGACGCCGCGAGAACGCAGAUCACUGAUGCUGAUCAUGAUAAGUAGUCAAAAAGGAAUAAUGUUUUCCUAUCACGGAAUAUUUGCAUUAUCUCUUAAUACUUUUGCUUGGAUUUGCAGGACUUCUUACUCAGCGUACAAUCUCUUGCAACGAGCUUCAAAUUAA
Messenger RNA from Mycetomoellerius zeteki, 795 nucleotides. Its product is annotated as odorant receptor 82a-like. The record is from RefSeq and is a predicted model, not a curated record. Gene Ontology annotation, cellular component: plasma membrane. Gene Ontology annotation, molecular function: odorant binding; olfactory receptor activity. The transcript has 5 exons. NCBI's taxonomy places the organism in Eukaryota, Metazoa, Arthropoda, Insecta, Hymenoptera, Formicidae. Gene Ontology annotation, biological process: sensory perception of smell; detection of chemical stimulus involved in sensory perception of smell.